AUGUCAAUCUUGACAACCUUUAUAAAAUACGUAGUUAAUUUAGUCUUUGAGAUUUUCCUUAAAGCUGUAGGAUGUUUUCGGAAAAUAUUUGGCACUCAACAUUAAUUAGCACUAAUUUUGGGAAUAAAUUAUUCUCCAACACUAUUUAUAAAGCUACAGAACACAAGUUCAAAUUUCAAGCAAAAUAAUUUUUAAUCUCAUAAAUUAUGGAAUUCAAAGUAAAACAAAAAUUUUUAUGUUGUUUCAUGUCCUUUCUUAACAUUGACAGACACAAUAGAUGAACGAGAAAAGUGCAUUGAAGAAUAUUAAAAAUUCUUUAGAAGGGAAGCUUUGCUUAAAAGCUAAAUUAAAUGUUUAUAUAUAGUUACUGAAUAUGAUAGGACCGACAUAAUAAAAGCCAAUUUGUUAAGUUGUAUUAAAUGGUUCCACUAGUAUAGAGAUUUGAUUAUAAUUGUUAUUACUUCAUUUGAAAAAGCUGAUGAUCAAAAAAAUAGUUCUGAUGAACUUUACAAUGCUUUGUAAAUAUUUGUACAAGCUGACAAGAGAAUAAUCUUAGUAAAUAAGAAUACAGAUUCAGAUCUUUUGAAUGAAUAAUUUUUAAAUGCUGCCUAAUAAGUGAGUAUGAAGGGAGAAUUUCAUCCAAGAAAUACAAUUUUUGAAGGAUAUGAUUAAUAGGAAGGUAAUCGAAUAAUGUAAUAGUUACAUUUAUCAAUAAAAAAAUAUAGAAUAUGA
Paramecium tetraurelia is the source of this 732-nucleotide messenger RNA. RefSeq lists its product as uncharacterized. The record is from RefSeq and is a predicted model, not a curated record. The transcript has a single exon. Lineage: Eukaryota; Ciliophora; Oligohymenophorea; Peniculida; Parameciidae.